Messenger RNA from Gymnodraco acuticeps, 2786 nucleotides. RefSeq names its product sodium-coupled neutral amino acid transporter 3-like. The transcript is spliced from 16 exons. The record is from RefSeq and is a predicted model, not a curated record. Gene Ontology annotation, molecular function: L-glutamine transmembrane transporter activity; glycine transmembrane transporter activity. Lineage: Eukaryota; Metazoa; Chordata; Actinopteri; Perciformes; Bathydraconidae. The coding region runs from base 247 to 1677 and encodes 476 amino acids. Gene Ontology annotation, biological process: L-glutamine transport; serine transport; glycine transport.
UAAUCUCUCUCACUCUCUCCUCUCUUCACUACCAAGGAGCUUUAGAGAGGAGCUCCUAGGAACACAAGGCCAAACAUAAACAUUGGAAGACACACACACACAGAAAAUUGAGAGGGCUCGCACCAGGAUCUAUUCUGUCAAUAUUUAAAAGAAAAGUAGAUUUGUUCUUGACCACCAGGGGGACACUUUGAAGGGGAUUCUUUCAGUCCAGCAAAUCUGAAAAAAAUCACAACCUCUGCAAUCAGCAUGGAGCUUCAGAAGAUGAACGGACACAGCAAGGACAAUGGGUUUGACGGUCUGGAUGGCUUGGCUGAACACGACGAGUUUCUCCCCCACAAAGCUGGAGUCAAGAAGGAAAACCACUUCACAGAUUUCGAGGGGAAGACUUCUUUUGGCAUGUCCAUCUUUAACCUCAGUAACGCUAUUAUGGGCAGUGGGAUUCUGGGAUUGGCUUUUGCGAUGGCCAACACCGGAAUUAUUCUUUUUCUGAUGCUGCUGGUGUCCAUCGCCCUUCUGUCUGCAUAUUCAAUUCAUCUCCUGUUGAAAAGUGCUGGAGUUGUCGGUAUCCGUGCUUAUGAACAGCUGGGAAAUCGGGCUUUUGGCACCCCGGGAAAAAUACUGGCAGGGUGCAUCAUUUCAGUACACAACAUUGGAGCGAUGUCCAGCUACCUCUUUAUCGUCAAAUCUGAGCUCCCUUUGGUUAUUCAAGCCUUCCUCAGUAAACAGGAAAACACGGGAGAGUGGUUCUUGAAUGGAAACUACUUGAUCAUAAUAGUUAGUGUUGCCAUCAUCCUUCCUCUUGCACUCAUGAAACAACUUGGUUACCUGGGCUACACGAGUGGCUUCUCCCUCUGCUGCAUGGUGUUCUUCGUCAUUUCAGUUAUCUUCAAGAAAUUCAACAUCCCGUGUCCCCUGGUUGAUCAACAUCAAAACAACUUUACAAGUGUUAAUGUUAUCAAACACAUGAAUGUGACAGACGACUUCUGUGAGCCCAAAAUGUUUACCACUAACUCACAGACAGCGUACACCAUCCCAAUUCUGGCCUUUGCUUUCGUCUGCCACCCCGAGGUGCUGCCAAUCUACACCGAGCUACGAGACGCCACCAAGAAACGAAUGCAGAACAUCGCUAACGUCUCCAUCAUGGCCAUGUUCUUCAUGUACCUAAUAACGGCUCUUUUUGGUUACCUCACGUUUUUUGGUGCUGUGGAGUCAGAGAUGUUACACACCUACAGUCAGGUGAACGCCCUGGAUGGCCUGAUGCUUUGUGUACGUCUGGCCGUGCUGGUGGCCGUCACUCUGACCGUCCCCGUUGUUCUUUUCCCGAUCCGCAGGGCCUUGCUGCAGAUGUUCUUCCCUAACAAGCCUUUCAGCUGGCCGGUGCACAUCGGCAUUACAUUUUGUCUCCUGUUUGUGGUCAACCUGCUGGUUAUCUUUAUGCCCUCCAUCCGCGACAUAUUUGGAUUCAUUGGAGCCACAACUGCCCCCAGCCUCAUCUUCAUCCUUCCUGCAAUCUUCUACAUCCGUAUCAUUCCUGAAGACCAGGAACCUUUGAAGUCCAGACCUAAGAUUCAGGCUGCAUGUUUUGCUGCGUUGGGAGUCGUCUUCAUGGUCAUGAGUUCGUCGUUUAUCAUCAUCGACUGGGUGACCGGGGAGUCUCGGAGCAGAGGCGGACACUAACUGUCUCAACAGAGAAACUAAACGAACACAAUGCCAUCCCAAACUCUCCCUGUUAUUAAACCCCUCCUCUCUUUUAAAGCCAAAUAGGAAAACAAAAGUUUGGCAGCACAAGAUGAAGGAUAUGUGAAGUUCUCCUAUACAACAGAAAAAAUAAUAAUGGAGAUAAAUGAGAAUACAAAGAAAUGUGUUCUGACUGAAUACAAAGGCAUGCCUCGCUAUAAGGAUGUUUGGAGGCAUGUGUAGAAAUGCAGCCAAAGGAUGAACGGGAACAACUUGACUCAAAUGGAAAUUCCAUUUAGAGUAUGGAUGUGUAAAGUUCCUUUCGACACACUUCCCCACGCAGAAAUUUGUGUCGUAUUUUGUCACUUGCUUUUCCCGGGAGUUUGCAUACAUAAAUGAAAAUUUCAGUUGUCCAUCCAUCAGUUGCUGUUUCAAUAUACAUUCAGGACUGUCAAAAAUGCUGGUGCUUUGUGUCCAAAUUACCCCAAACUUUCAAAGAAGCUGCAAAAUACGAGCAGUGAGGCUGAGGCCAGACUAACCAUACCUAAACACACUUUUCAAUGACUUGUACAUGGAGUUUAACAUUUUCUUAAUGUGACUUUUUUAAUCUAUACUGACACUUAACAUGACUCCUGUAGAAGUGAUCAUCUUCAAAGCUGAGCCUGUGGUGGUCUUUUAUAAAUAAUACAACAGAAAUGGUGCAAUGUGUGGUGUUCAGCUGCUAUCUAUGAAGGUCAAACACACAGUUAAAGACAAUCACAUGUGAAUCAACAGAGAUGGUUUGUACAGUUUUUUAUGUAUUCCUGAAAAAAAAAACGUUAAAACCCAGAGAUUAUACUUUUGUGUCAUAUUGAAAGAGGGUCUAUCACACUUUUUAAAAAAUUAAUUAAGCGGGGAAAAAUCCAUUUAAAAAGUGUACAUGAAAUAAUGUCAGUGUUAAUGAAGACGUCUGUUAUAGCCGCCCCAGAAACUGUUUAGUAUGGUGAAUAAUGACCUAUGGGUUUUUAAGUUUUAAACUUGUUUAAAAUUUGACUUACAAACAUGUUUUGACCUUUUUUUUGUUAAUUUGAAUGUUGAUAUCUGUCAAUAAAAUGUGUCUUUCAUUUGUA